Molecule: messenger RNA, 4243 nt
Organism: Chlorocebus sabaeus (green monkey)
Lineage: Eukaryota; Metazoa; Chordata; Mammalia; Primates; Cercopithecidae
Gene: SH2D3C
Product: SH2 domain containing 3C
Biological process (GO): small GTPase-mediated signal transduction; positive regulation of peptidyl-serine phosphorylation
Molecular function (GO): phosphotyrosine residue binding; guanyl-nucleotide exchange factor activity
Source: RefSeq, a predicted model, not a curated record
CCACCUGCCUCGGCCUCCCAAGAUGCUGGAAUUGCAGGUGUGAGCCACCAUGCCCACCCUGGGGCUGUUACUGUUAAUGGAGGAUGCAGGAAGUGCCCUAUCAGAUGGCAGUGGACUCCUCUCACAGCCCGGGUUGCCAUCCUGGGGUCCAAGAUAAAAUGCCGAAACCCUGCAGGUUGGCUGCAUACCUCCCACUUCUCCCCAUUCUAGAAAUCAGGUGACUGAAGCUUCGGAGGUGGAAGUAGCUGGGAUUGGAAGCCCUGGGUCUUGGGCCCCGCCCCAAGCCCCAGCAGCUGCUGACACCCUUUGCAGAUGUUCAGGAUGACCGUGGAGGGGAGGUUGCAUUUCCUCAUCGUGGUCUGCCCACCUGAGCCUGCACACACGGUAAUCUUGUAGUGUGGAAAGGCACCAGCCCAUGGGUUAAGGGGCCUAGAAGGGAGAGUUGUGACCCAGUCUGGGCCAGCAACCAGCUGUGUUACCUGGGGGAAUCCCUCUGCCUCUCUGUGCCUCGGUUUCACCAUCUCUGUCCAGUGGGUACAGUGGACCACAUGAUGACAUCUCCCUGAUAGCUUGGAAAGCGGUGACUGUGCUUUGGUAGGCACCGAUUCUGUGCCAGGCCCUACACCAACGGCUGAAGCUGGUGAAGUGAUCACUGCAAGUACCCCCGGUUCACAGGGAGGACAUCACACCGUGGCAAAAUGGCCAGCCAAGAGUGGAACUUGGGUCUGGGUGGCCCAGAGUCCACAGGCCUCAUCACAGCUCUCUCCAAUCUGCGGCUGCCAGUCCCUCUCCUGGGUACAGAGGCUGAGAAGCAACUGCCCUGCACACAGGCCUGACUCCCCUCACCUUCCCAGCCCGAUGACCAGGCCCCCUGACAGCUGUUGGCAGAUCCCCAGCGGCCCCCAGCCCACUGGGCUCUGUUCCCAGAGCCUGCGGCCUGCUCCUUAGACCUUCCAGGUCCCACGGGCUUGUGGUCUGCCCCCUGCCCCUGCUGCUGAGGCCAAGGAGGCGGCCCACAGGGGCCGGGGCUAGGAGAGGCCCCAGCCCCCGCCCCCUGCGGAGAGGGUGGGGAGGGUGGAGCUGUGGGAGUUUCACUGGUUUAAAAAUACACAGAGGAAGCGAGUGAGAGAAAGGGGAAGGGGAGGUGGGAGAGGCACCUCAACUUUGAUGUCCAGAGCCUUGAGCGGCCACUCGAAAGCUGGCCAAGGGCUUCACACAACUUGCCAAGAUGACAGAGGGGACCAAGAAGACCAGCAAAAAGUUCAAGUUCUUCAAGUUCAAGGGCUUUGGGAGUCUCUCCAACCUCCCUCGGUCCUUCACUCUGAGACGAUCCUUAGCUCCCAUCAGUAGGCAGUCCCAUUUGGAGCCUGACACCUUUGAAGCCACGCAGGAUGACAUGGUGACGGUGCCCAAGAGUCCCCCAGCCUAUGCCCGCUCCAGUGACAUGUACAGCCACAUGGGCACCAUGCCUCGCCCCAGCAUCAAGAAAGCACAGAACUCACAGGCUGUCCGGCAGGCCCAGGAGGUGGGUCCCAAGCCCAACCUGGUACCCCGAGGUGUACCCGACCCCCCAGGCUUGGAGGCAGCCAAGGAGGUGAUGGUGAAGGCCAAUGGCCCUCUAGAGGACAUCCCAGCAAUGGAACCCAACCCUUCAGCAGUGGAGGUAGACCCCAUCAGAAAGCCCGAGGUCCCCACAGGAGACACAGAAGAGGAGAGACCUCCCAGGGACGUGCACUCAGAAAGGGCUGCUGGAGAGCCGGAGGCUGGCGGCGACUAUGUGAAGUUCUCCAAGGAGAAGUACAUCCUGGACUCAUCGCCAGAGAAACUCCACAAGGAAUUGGAGGAGGAGCUCAAACUCAGUAGCACGGAUCUCCGCAGCCAUGCCUGGUACCAUGGCCGCAUCCCCCGAGAGGUCUCGGAGACCUUGGUACAACGCAAUGGCGACUUCCUCAUCCGGGACUCGCUCACCAGCCUGGGCGACUAUGUGCUCACGUGCCGCUGGCGCAACCAGGCCUUGCACUUCAAGAUCAACAAGGUGGUGGUGAAGGCAGGCGAGAGCUACACACACAUCCAGUACCUGUUUGAGCAGGAGAGCUUCGACCAUGUGCCCGCCCUCGUGCGCUAUCAUGUAGGCAGCCGCAAGGCUGUGUCAGAGCAGAGUGGUGCCAUCAUCUACUGCCCGGUGAACCGCACCUUCCCACUGCGCUACCUCGAGGCCAGCUAUGGCCUGGGACAGGGGAGUAGCAAGCCCGCCAGCCCUGUCAGCCCCUCAGGCCCCAAGGGCAGCCACAUGAAGCGGCGCAGCGUCACCAUGACCGACGGGCUCACUGCCGACAAGGUCACCCGCAGCGAUGGCUGCCCCACCAGUACGUCGCUGCCCCGCCCUCGGGACUCCAUCCGCAGCUGUGCCCUCAGCAUGGACCAGAUCCCGGACCUGCACUCACCCAUGUCGCCCAUCUCCGAGAGCCCUAGCUCCCCUGCCUACAGCACUGUAACCCGUGUCCAUGCCACCCCUGCAGCCCCUUCUGCCACAGCACUGCCUGCCUCCCCUGUCACCCGCCGUUCCAGUGAGCCCCAGCUGUGUCCUGGAAGUGCCCCAAAGACCCAUGGGGAGUCAGACAAGGGCCCCCACACCAGCCCCUCCCACACCCUCUGCAAGACCUCCCCGUCACCAUCACUCAGCAGCUACAGUGACCCGGACUCUGGCCACUACUGCCAGCUCCAGCCUCCCGUGCGUGGCAGCCGAGAGUGGGCAGCAGCUGAGGCCUCCAGCCAGCAGGCCAGGAGCUAUGGGGAGAAGCUAAAGGAACUGUCAGAAAAUGGCGCCCCCGAGGAGGACUGGGGCAAGACCUUCACAGUCCCCAUCGUGGAAGUCACUUCUUCCUUCAACCCGGCCACCUUCCAGUCACUACUGAUCCCCAGGGAUAACCGACCGCUGGAGGUGGGCCUUCUGCGCAAGGUCAAGGAGCUGCUGGCAGAAGUGGAUGCCCGGACACUGGCCCGGCAUGUCACCAAGGUGGACUGCCUGGUUGCUAGGAUACUGGGCGUUACCAAGGAGAUGCAGACCCUAAUGGGAGUCCGCUGGGGCAUGGAACUGCUCACCCUCCCCCAUGGCCGGCAACUACGCCUAGACCUGCUGGAAAGGUUCCACACCAUGUCCAUCAUGCUGGCCGUGGACAUCCUGGGCUGCACUGGCUCUGCGGAGGAGCGGGCAGCACUGCUGCACAAGACCAUUCAGCUGGCGGCAGAGCUGCGGGGGACUAUGGGCAACAUGUUCAGCUUCGCGGCGGUCAUGGGUGCUCUAGACAUGGCCCAGAUUUCUCGACUGGAGCAGACAUGGGUGGCCCUGCGGCAGCGACACACGGAGGGUGCCAUCCUGUAUGAGAAGAAGCUCAAGCCUUUUCUCAAGAGCCUCAACGAGGGCAAAGAAGGCCCGCCGCUGAGCAACACCACGUUUCCUCAUGUGCUGCCCCUCAUCACCCUGCUGGAGUGUGACUCGGCCCCACCCGAGGGCCCUGAGCCCUGGGGCAGCACGGAGCAUGGCGUGGAGGUGGUGCUGGCCCACCUGGAGGCUGCCCGGACAGUGGCACACCACGGAGGCCUGUACAACACCAAUGCUGAGGUCAAGCUGCAGGGGUUCCAGGCCCGGCCGGAGCUCCUGGAGGUGUUCAGCACGGAGUUCCAGAUGCGCCUCCUCUGGGGCAGUCAGGGUGCCAGCAGCAGUCAGGCCCGGCGCUAUGAGAAGUUCGACAAGGUCCUCACUGCCCUGUCCCACAAGCUGGAGCCUGCCGUCCGCUCCAGCGAGCUGUGAUCCCAGGGACGUUUCCCCUCUGCAGCUGCGGACAGCGUCAGGGGCAGAGGGGGCACAGACCUUUCCCCAGAGCACCCCAAGGACACUGUGAUCAACCCGAGAAUGUUCUGGGUUCAACUCAAGCAUCUCCCUUGCACCUCCAGGGUCCUGCGUGGACCCUGGGUUCCAUCCCACCUGCUACACGCUCACCAGGUCUCCGUUGAGGAAGAACAGGAACGCCGGUUCCCCCACCAGCUUUUGCUGCUCCCCUUCCUGCUGGGGUUCCCUGUUUUCGAGCCAUGGGAGGCAGGCUGUUCACGCCUCCUCACUCUCCAUCUGUCCCUCACCCACACCAAGGCCUCCGUCUCACUGUAAAUAAGUCUCUGUGUUCUGUAAAUAGAUGUACAGAAGCCAUGUUAUUUCUUUCAUAUAAUAAACUUUUAUGACUCUUUA